Molecule: messenger RNA, 1893 nt
Organism: Ipomoea nil (Japanese morning glory)
Lineage: Eukaryota; Viridiplantae; Streptophyta; Magnoliopsida; Solanales; Convolvulaceae
Exons: 2
Coding region: 1-1893 (630 amino acids)
Source: RefSeq, a predicted model, not a curated record
AUGGUUUUCACCAACACUAAUGAGAUCAUCAGCCUGAAUGUUCCCACUCACUUUCCUAUUAAACUCACCACCACCAACUUCCCAGUUUGGCGCCGGCAGGUUCAUGCCACCCUCGUUGGUCUCAAUCUCCUGGGCUACGUUGAAGGUUCCACCAACGAACCGGCUAAAUUCUCGGACGAUGUUCAAUCCGUCCCCAAUCCUGAACACUUAAUUUGGUACCGUCAAGACCAAAUUAUUGUUAGUGCACUUCUAGGAAGCUGUACUGAUACAAUCCAGCCACUCAUCUCGUCGGCCACAACGGCUCAUGAUGCGUGGCAAGGCCUUGUUGCAGGUUAUGCUAAUACUUCCCGAGGACGGAUUAUCUCCCUCAAGGCAAAGCUAACCAGAAACCCGAGAGGCUCUCGGUCCAUUUCAACAUAUCUUAAUGAUAUGCGAGCCAUAGCGGACGAUCUUGCCUUGGCUCAGUGUCCGGUGUCUGAUGAAGACUUGCUCGUGUAUAUCCUGAAUCAGCUAGGAGAGGAGUACAACUCCAUUAUUUCUGCAGUUCGUGUUCGUGAGAAACCCCUUUCAUUGGGUGAGUUAGCCGAUGUCUUAACUGAUCAUAAACGUCAGUUGAAGGACGCAGAUGAUUCCCGCCAGCUGCUAUUGGCAACUGUUAAUGCCAUUCAGCGGACCUCGUCUCCUCGGAACAACCGGCAACGAAAUACCACUCGUACUAUCCGUACCAACACAAGCAACCACGACUCCAACCGGUCGACUUGGCAACAAGGGGGGACUACUCGGCCAGCUGUUAUCUGUAAGUUCUGUAACUUCGCAGGUCAUGAAACAAAGGUGUGCCGAAAGCUUGCUAGGUUCCUAAAAGAGCAUAAUGUCCUCACCGCACAGACUUCGUCUGCGGUCCAGUCCUCGCCGGCAUCUCCACCCUGGCGGUUUGACAGCGGUGCGUUGCAUCACGCCACCUCGAAUCUCGCAUCACUACAAACACUCUCCGAGUACAGUGGGCCUGAUGAGGUUCGCCUGGGUGACGGUAAUUCCCUUCAAAUUUCUCAUAUUGGUCGGUCUGCUAUUCCUACUCCGUCUUCUGUCCUUGCCUUAGAGAAUGUUUUGCAUGUCCCUCAGUUACACACUAACUUGGUUUCCAUAUCUAAACUCUGUCAGACUAAUCACGUCUCUGUCGAAUUUUUUGGCUCCCAUUUUCUUGUUAAGGACCUUCGAACCGAGACUGCGCUGCUGAAAGGAGUGAACAGUAAUGGUGUAUACUAUGGACCAGUUGCUCCGCACCCAACUGUUCAUGCUACACAGUUGUCGUGUCUAUCUCAGUGGCACCAACAGCUUGGCCAUCCGUCCAAUAAGGUGUUGCAACUUGUGUUGCAACGCUGUAAUGUUCCAAAGUCAUCUAACAGCUUACCCUCUGCUUCUAAUGAUUCAGAAUCACGUCAUAUUUUGUGCAAGUCAUCUCCUUUGACUACACAGGUGGAACCCGUGGGUGUUCCAACACUAGCUCCAACUCCAGUUCCAACACCUGUUCCAACACCGGUUCCAACACCAGUUCCAACUCCAGUUCCAACACCAGUUCCAACACCAUCACCGUCAGCUGCGUCCAAUUCGUCUUCUCCUACUGUCUCAGAAAAUGGCCAACAUGCAUCCCAAUCCGUGUCUGACUCACAACCUGUCUCCACCUCCGAAACGUCUCAACCGUUGAAUAAUGUUCGUCGUUUCACUCGGGAGCGUCGUCCUAAUCCUAGGUAUUCUGAUUACGUUAUUAACCACAUCACUUCCCAUCCCUUGCCUCCUGCUUUAGAACCUUCUACCGUCGCCCAGACUCUUAAAGACGCUCGGUGGAGGAAAGCAAUGGAUGAGGAGUUUGAAGCGCUGCAACGUAACAACACGUAG